AUGAACAGUCAUUUCAGAAGCUUCUGUGCCAAAUUUAUUGCAAGACAGUAAAAAAUUUUCUCUUUGAAUGACGACUAUGUUUUUAGCCUGUUAUUUUUUGGCUAUUUUUUCUUAUUUAAUUUGAACAUUUUUUGAUCCAUUUGCUUUUGGAAAUGAUUUUAUAUUGACUAUUUAGAGGUGAUUUUCAAUCAAUUUUAGUCUAUUGUUUUUGACAGAAGUUAUAUUAUAUAUUUUUUAGAAUUAAAAAAAAAAAGGAAAAAUUAAUAGGCCAAAAAAAAAAGUAGGUCAACAAAAAAUAGGCAAAAAAAAAGUCACUAUAAAAUAGGCGUCGUGUGAAAUCACCGUAAAAAAUAGCUAGAUUUCGCACAACGACGAGCAUUAAGCAAAUGACUUAUAGGUCUGUGAGACUUUAGUAAAAUAUAAGCAGCACUGAACAUAAUAAAGUAGUUCUUAUGAGAGCUUGCCAUCCUUUAUACUAUCUCUCAUUAUCAAAAGUUUUAACGCUUAAUAGUGACGAAGGAUCAGAAACAUCGAAAAGCGGUAUAAAUCAUAUAGACUUAGAAGACGAUGAAAUGUAA
Blepharisma stoltei is the source of this 578-nucleotide messenger RNA. Lineage: Eukaryota; Ciliophora; Heterotrichea; Heterotrichida; Blepharismidae. The record is from the annotation of a GenBank genome assembly.